CACACAAAGGAUCAGGAUGAUGGCUUUACACACUGCACUCAUCUUUUUGUUCAUGUUACAGAAAGCCAUGAACCAGCAAUCAGAUAAGAGAGUGAUCGUGGGUCUACGCAUGCGAGUCCAGAGCAGAGCCACAAAUGAAGAAACAAUAAAUGCUGUACAGAACUCUAUUCUUGACCUCGAGUCAUUCAUGAAAAUUCUGCAUUGUGAUACCUGCAAUGUACGACUAGUGAAAAUUACAUCAUCAGCUAAGCCACCAAUCACCAGCUCCUCAACAACAACAACACCAACACAAAUGACAACAUUAGAGCCAAUGACCAUCGCUACCAACAUUGUUGCAACAACAACAACACACCCAAAGACAACAGCAGCAACAAAGCUACUGACCACCACCAUAAUUCCAACAACAUUAACACUGCCACUACAGACUACAAUAACAGACACAACAACCACCCUUACUGUCCCAACAACAACACUGAUGACAACAAGAGAAUUACCAGCCAACACCACUACUGUCCCAACAACAGCAACAACAAUACAAUCACAGAUGAUGACCACCACUGCUGUCCCAACAACAACACAACAACAUAUGACAACAUUAGAGCCACUGACCACCACUAUCAACACUGUUGCAACAACAACACAACCACAGACAACAACAAAACUGUUGACCACCUCACCACCAAAUCCAACAUCAAUAACACUGCCACUACAGAUGACAACAGAGUCACUGACCAACACCACAGCUGCCCCAACGAAACAGUCACCCACCACCACAGCUUCCCCAACGACACAGUUACCCACCACAACAGUUGCCCCAAAGACAGUGUCACCAACCACCACCACAGCUGCCCCAAUGACAGUGUCACCCACCACCACAACAGUUGCCCAUACGACAAUGACAGUGUCACCCACAACCACUACAGUUCCCCCUACGACAACAACAGUGUCGCCAACCACCACCACAGCUGCCCCAACAACAGAGUCAACCACAGCAGCCCCAAUGAAAACGACAGGGUCACCCACAACCACCACUGUUGCCACAACGACAGAGUCAACCACCACCACAACAAUUGCACUUACAUCAACAAAAGGGUCACCCACAACCACCACAGUUGCCCCAACGACAACGACAGUGUCACCAACCACCACCACAGUUGCCCCAACAACCGUGUCACCCACGACCACAACAGUUGCCCCUACGACAACGACAGUGUCACCCACGACCACAACAGUUGCCCCUAUGACAACAACGGUGUCACCAACCACCACCACAGCUGCCCCAACAACAAGUUGCCCCUACGACAACGACAGUGUCACCCACAACCACAACAGUUGCCCCUACGACAACGACAGUGUCACCAACCACCACCACAGCUGCCCCAACAACAGAGUCAACCACAGCAGCCCCAACGACAGUGUCACCCACAAUCACCACAGUUGCCCCAACGACAACGACAGUGUCACCAACCACCACCACAGUUGCCCUAACGACCGUGUCACCCACGACCACAACAGUUGCCCCUACGAUAACGACAGUGUCACCAACCAUCACCACAGCUGCCCCAACAACAAAGUCAACCACAGCAGCCCCAACGACAAUGACAGUGUUACCCACAACCACCACAGUUGCCCCAACGACCCUGUCACCCACAACCACAACAUUUGCCACUACGACAACGACAGUGUCACCCACGACCACAAUAGUUGCCCCUACGACAACGACAGUGUCACCAACCAGCACCACAGCUGCCCCAACGACACCGACAGUGUCACCCACCACCACCACAGUUGCCCAAACGACAACGACACUGUCACCAACAACCACCACAGUUGCCCCAACAACAACGACAGUGUCACCCACCACCACAACAGCUGCCCCAACGACAGUGUCACCCACCACCACAACAGCUGCCCCAACGACAGUGUCACCAACCACCACAACAGUUGCCCCUACGACAGUGUCACAAACCACCACCACAGCUUCCCCAACAACAAAGUCAACCACAGCAGCCCCAACAACAACAGUGUCACCCACAACCACCACUGUUGCCACAACGACAGAUUCAACCACCACCACCACAACAACUGCACUUACGACAACGACAGGGUCACCCACAACCACCACAGUUGCCCCAAAAACAACGACAGUGUCACCAACCACCACCACGGUUACCCCAACGACCGUGUCACCCACGACCACAACAGUUGCCCAUACGACAAUGACAGUGUCACCCACGACCACAACAGUUGCCCCUACGACAACGACAGUGUCACCAACCACCACCACAGCUGCCCCAACGACCGUGUCACCCACGACGACAACAGUUGCCCCUACGACAACGACAGUGUCACCGACAACCACCACUGUUGCCACAACGACAACAACAGUGUCACCAACGACCACCACAGUUGCCCCAACGACCGUGUCACCCACGACCACAACAGUUGCCCCUACGACAACGACAGUGUCACCCACAACCACAACAGCUGCCCCAACAAUAAAGUCAACCACAUCAGCCCCAACGACAAUGACAGUGUCACCCACCACCACCACAGUUGCCCCAACAACCACCACCACAACGACAGUGCCACCAACCACCACAACAGUUGCUCCAACGACAGUGACACCAACCAUCACCACAGCUGCCACAACAACAACGACAGUGUCACCAACGACCACCACAGCUGCCCCAAAAACAACGACAAUGUCACCAACCACCACCACAGCUGCCCCAACAAUAACUACAGUGUCACCAAGCACCACCACAGUUGCCCCAACGACAGUGUCACCCACAACCACCACAGUUGCCACAACAACAAAGUCAACCACAGCAGCCCCAACGACAGUGUCACCGACAACCACCACUGUUGCCACAACGACAACAACAGUGUCAACAACGACCACCACAGUUGCCCCAACGACCGUGUCACCCACGACCACAACAGUUUCCCCUACGACAACGACAGUGUCACCCAUGACCACAACAGUUGCCCCUACGACAACGACAGUGUCACCCACAACCACAACAGCUGCCCCAACAAUAAAGUCAACCACAUCAAGCCCAACGACAAUGACAGUGUCACCCACCACCACCACAGUUGCCCCAACGACAGUGUCACCAACCACAACCACAGGUGCCCCAACGACAGUGUCACCAACCACCGCCACACCAGUCACAACGACAGUGUCACCCACCACCACAACGACAGUGCCACCCACCACCACAACGACAGUGCCACCCACCACCACAACGACAGUGCCACCAACCACCACAACAGUUGCUCCAACGACAGUGACACCAACCACCACCACAGCUGCCACAACAACAACGACAGUGUCACCAACGACCACCACAGCUGCCCCAAAAACAACGACAAUGUCACCAACCACCACCACAGCUGCCCCAACAAUAACUACAGUGUCACCAAGCACCACCACAGUUGCCCCAACGACAACGACAGUGUCACCCACAACCACCACAGUUGCCACAACAACAAAGUCAACCACAGCAGCCCCAACGACAGUAUCACCGACAACCACCACUGUUGCCACAACGACAACAACAGUGUCACCAACGACCACCACAGUUGCCCCAACGACCGUGUCACCCACGACCACAACAGUUGCCCCUACGACAACGACAGUGUCACCCAUGACCACAACAGUUGCCCCUACGACAACGACAGUGUCACCCACAACCACAACAGCUGCCCCAACAAUAAAGUCAACCACAUCAAGCCCAACGACAAUGACAGUGUCACCCACCACCACGACAGUUGCCCCAACAACAGUGUCACCAACCACAACCACAGAUGCCCCAACGACAGUGUCACCAACCGCCACCACAGCAGUCACAACGACAGUGUCACCCACCACCACAACGACAGUGCCACCCACCACCACAACGACAGUGCCACCAACCACCACAACAGUUGCUCCAACGACAGUGACACCAACCACCACCACAGCUGCCACAACAACAACGACAGUGUCAUCAACGACCACCACAGCUGCCCCAAUAAUAACAACAAUGUCACCAACCACCACCACAGCUGCCCCAACAACAACUACAGUGUCACCAAGCACCACCACAGUUGCCCCAACGACAACGACAGUGUCACCCACCACCACCACAGUUACCCCAACGACAACGACAAUGUCACCAACCACCACCACAGCUGCCCCAACAACAACGACAGUGUCACCAAGCACCACCACAGUAACCCCAACGACAACAACAGUGUCACCAACAACCACAACAGAUGCCCCAACGACAGUGUCACCAACCACCACCACAGCUGCCCCAACAACAGAGUCAACCACAGCAGCCCCAACGACAACGACAGUGUCACCCACAACCACCACAGUUGCCACAACAACAAAGUCAACCACAGAAGCCCCAACGACAGUGUCACCGACAACCACCACUGUUGCCACAAUGACAACAACAGUGUCACCAACGACCACCACAGUUGCCCCAACAACCGUGUCACCCACGACCACAACAAUUGCCCCUACGACAACGACAUGUCACCCACAACCACAACAGCUGCCCCAACAAUAAAGUCAACCACAUCAAGCCCAACGACAAUGACAGUGUCACCCACCACCACCACAGUUGCCCCAACGACAGUGUCACCAACCACAACCACAGCUGCCCCAACGACAGUGUCACCAACCACCACCACAUCAGUCACAACGACAGUGUCACCCACCACUACAACGACAGUGCCACCCACCACCACAACGACAGUGCCACCAACCACCACAACAGUUGCUCCAACGACAGUGACACCAACCACCACCACAGCUGCCACAACAACAACGACAGUGUCACCAACGACCACCACAGCUGCCCCAAAAACAACGACAAUGUCACCAACCACCACCACAGCUGCCCCAACAAUAACUACAGUGUCACCAAGCACCACCACAGUUGCCCCAACGACAGUGUCACCCACAACCACCACAGUUGCCACAACAACAAAGUCAACCACAGCAGCCCCAACGACAGUGUCACCGACAACCACCACUGUUGCCACAACGACAACAACAGUGUCACCAACGACCACCACAGUUGCCCCAACGACCGUGUCACCCACGACCACAACAGUUGCCCCAACAAUAAAGUCAACCACAUCAAGCCCAAUGACAAUGACAGUGUCACCCACCACCACCACAGUUGCCCCAACGACAGUGUCACCAACCACAACCACAGCUGCCGCAACGACAGUGUCACCAACCGCCACCACAGCAGUCACAACGACAGUGUCACCCACCACCACAACGACAGUGCCACCCACCACCACAACGACAGUGCCACCAACCACCACAACGACAGUGCCAAAAACCACCACAACGACAGUGCCACCAACCACCACAACAGUUGCUCCAACGACAGUGACACCAACCACCACCACAGCUGCCACAACAACAACGACAGUGUCACCAACGACCACCACAGCUGCCCCAAAAACAACGACAAUGUCACCAACCACCACCACAGCAGCCCCAACGACAACGACAGUGUCACCCACAACCACCACAGUUGCCACAACAACAAAGUCAACCACAGCAGCCCCAACGACAGUGUCACCGACAACCACCACUGUUGCCACAACGACAAUAACAGUGUCACCAACGACCACCACAGUUGCCCCAAUGACCGUGUCAACCCCGACCACAACAGUUGCCCCUACGACAACGACAGUGUCACCCAUGACCACAACAGUUGCCCCUACGACAACGACAGUGUCACCCACAACCACAACAGCUGCCCCAACAAUAAAGUCAACCACAUCAAGCCCAACGACAAUGACAGUGUCACCCACCACCAAGAAAGUUGCCCCAACGACAGUGUCACCAACCACAACCACAGCUGCCCAAACUACAGUGUCACCAACCACCACCACACCAGUCACAACGACAGUGUCACCCACCACCACAACGACAGUGCCACCCACCACCACAACGACAGUGCCACCAACCACCACAACAGUUGCUCCAACGACAGUGACACCAACCACCACCACAGCUGCCACAACAACAACGACAAUGUCACCAACCACCACCACAGCUGCCCCAACAAUAACUACAGUGUCACCAAGCACCACCACAGUUGCCUCAACGACAACGACAGUGUCACCCACAACCACCACAGUUGCCACAACAACAAAGUCAACCACAGCAGCCCCAACGACAGUGUCACCGACAACCACCACUGUUGCCACAACGACAACAACAGUGUCACCAACGACCACCACAGUUGCCCCAACGACCGUGUCACCCACGACCACAACAGUUGCCCCUACGACAAUGACAGUGUCACCCAUGACCACAACAGUUGCCCCUACGACAACGACAGUGUCACCCACAACCACAACAGCUGCCCCAACAAUAAAGUCAACCACAUCAAGCCCAACGACAAUGACAGUGUCACCCACCACCACCACAGUUGCCCCAACGACAGUGUCACCAACCACAACCACAGCUGCCCCAACGCCAGUGUCACCAACCGCCACCACAGCAGUCACAACGACAGUGUCACCCACCACCACAACGACAGUGCCACCCACCACCACAACGACAGUGCCACCAACCACCACAACAGUUGCUCCAACGACACUGUCACCAACCACCACCACAGCUGCCACAACAACAACGACAGUGUCAUCAACGACCACCACAGCUGCCCCAACAACAACUACAGUGUCACCAAGCAACACCACAGUUGCCACAACGACAGUGUCACCCACCACCACCACAGUUACCCCAACGACAACGACAAUGUCACCAACCUCCACCACAGCUGCCCCAACAACAACGACAGUGUCACCAAGCACCACCACAGUUGCCCCAACGACAACAACAGUGUCACCAACCACCACCACAGCUGCCCCAACAACAGAGUCAACCACAGCAGCCCCAACGACAGUGUCACCCACAACCACCACAGUUGCCACAACAACAAAGUCAACCACAGCAGCCCCAACGACAGUGUCACCGACAACCACCACUGUUGCCACAACGACAACAACAGUGUCACCAACGACCACCACAGUUGCCCCAACGACCGUGUCACCCACGACCACAACAGUUGCCCCUACGACAAUGACAGUGUCACCCAUGACCACAACAGUUGCCCCUACGACAACGACAGUGUCACCCACAACCACAACAGCUGCCCCAACAAUAAAGUCAACCACAUCAAGCCCAACGACAAUGACAGUGUCACCCACCACCAACACAGUUGCACCAACGACAGUGUCACCAACCACAACCACAGCAGUCACAACGACAGUGUCACCCACCACCACAACGACAGUGCCACCCACCACCACAACGACAGUGCCACCAACCACCACAACAGUUGCUCCAACGACAGUGCCACCAACCACCACCACAGCUGCCACAACAACAACGACAGUGUCAUCAACGACCACCACAGCUGCCCCAAAAACAACGACAAUGUCACCAACCACCACCACAGCUGCCCCAACAACAACUACAGUGUCACCAAGCAACACCACGGUUGCCCCAACGACAACGACAGUGUCACCCACCACCACCACAGUUACCCCAACGACAACGACAAUGUCACCAACCUCCACCACAGCUGCCCCAACAACAACGACAGUGUCACCAAGCACCACCACAGUUGCCCCAAUGACAACAACAGUGUCACCAACAACCACAACAGUUGCCCCAACGACCGUGUCACCCACGACCACAACAGUUGCCCCUACGACAACGACAGUGUCACCCAUGACCACAACAGUUGCCCCUACGACAACGACAGUGUCACCCACAACCACAACAGCUGCCCCAACAAUAAAGUCAACCACAUCAAGCCCAACGACAAUGACAGUGUCACCCACCACCACUACAGUUGCCCCAACGACAGUGUCACCAAGCACAACCACAGCUGCCCCAACGACAGUGUCACCAACCACCACCACACCAGUCACAACGACAGUGUCACCCACCACCACAACGACAGUGCCACCCACCACCACAACGACAGUGCCACCAACCACCACAACAGUUGCUCCAACGACAGUGACACCAACCACCACCACAGCUGCCACAACAACAACGACAGUGUCACCAACGACCACCACAGCUGCCCCAAAAACAACGACAAUGUCACCAACCACCACCACAGCUGCCCCAACAAUAACUACAGUGUCACCAAGCACCACCACAGUUGCCCCAACGACAACGACAGUGUCACCCACAACCACCACAGUUGCCACAACAACAAAGUCAACCACAGCAGCCCCAACGACAGUGUCACCGACAACCACCACUGUUGCCACAACGACAACAACAGUGUCACCAACGACCACCACAGUUGCCCCAACGACCAUGUCACCCACGACCACAACAGUUGCCCCUACGACAACGACAGUGUCACCCAUGACCACAACAGUUGCCCCUACGACAAAGACAGUGUCACCCACAACCACAACAGCUGCCCCAACAAUAAAGUCAACCACAUCAAGCCCAACGACAAUGACAGUGUCACCCACCACCACCACAGUUGCCCCAAUGACAGUGUCACCAACCACAACCACAGCUGCCUCAACGACAGUGUCACCAACCGCCACCACAGCAGUCACAACGACAGUGUCACCCACCACCACAACGACAGUGCCACCCACCACCACAACGACAGUGCCACCAACCACCACAACGACAGUGCCACCAACCACCACAACGACAGUGCCACCAACCACCACAACAGUUGCUCCAACGACAAUGACACCAACCACCACCACAGCUGCCACAACAACAACGACAGUGUCAUCAACGACCACCACAGCUGCCCCAAAAACAAAGACAAUGUCACCAACCACCACCAAAGCUGCCCCAACAACAACUACAGUGUCACCAAGCACCAACACAGUUGCCCCAACGACAACGACAGUGUCACCCACCACCACCACAGUUACCCCAACGAAAACGACAAUGUCACCAACCACCACCACAGCUGCCCCAAAAACAACGACAGUGUCACCAAGCACCACCACAGUUGCCCCAACGACAACAACAGUGUCACCAACAACCACAACAGAUGCCCCAACGACAAAGACAGUGUCACCCACCACCACCACAGCUGCCCCAACAACAGAGUCAACCACAGCAGCCCCAACGACAACGACAGUGUCACCCACAACCACCACAGUUGCCACAACAACAAAAUCAACAACAGCAGCCCCAACGACAGUGUCACCGACAACCACCACUGUUGCCACAACGACAACAACAGUGUCACCAACGACCACCACAGUUGCCCCAACAACUGUGUCACCCACGACCACAACAGUUGCCCCUACGACAACGACAGUGUCACCCAUGACCACAACAGUUGCCCCUACGACAACGACAGUGUCACCCACAACCACAACAGCUGCCCCAACAAUAAAGUCCACCACAUCAAGCCCAACGACAAUGACAGUGUCACCCACCACCACCACAGUUGCCCCAACGACAUUGUCACAAACCACAACCACAGCUGCCCCAACGACAGUGUCACCAACCGCCACCACAGCAGUCACAACGACAGUGUCACCCACCACCACAACGAUAGUGCCACCCACCCCCACAACGACAGUGCCACCCACCACCACAACGACAGUGCCACCAACCACCACAACAGUUGCUCCAACGACAGUGUCACCAACGACAACCACAGCUGCCCCAAAAACAACGACAAUGUCACCAACCACCACCACAGCUGACCCAACAACAACUACAGUGUCACCAAGCACCACCACAGUUGCCCCAACGACAACGACAGUGUCACCCACCACCACCACAGUUACCACAACGACAAUGUCACCAACGACAGUGUCACCAACCGCCACCACAGCAGUCACAACGACAGUGUCACCCACCACCACAACGAUAGUGCCACCCACCACCACAACGACAGUGCCACCCACCACCACAACGACAGUGCCACCAACCACCACAACAGUUGCUCCAACGACAGUGACACCAACCACCACCACAGCUGCCACAACAACAACGACAGUGUCACCAACGACAACCACAGCUGCCCCAAAAACAACGACAAUGUCACCAACCACCACCACAGCUGACCCAACAACAACUACAGUGUCACCAAGCACCACCACAGUUGCCCCAACGACAGUGUCACCCACCACCACCACAGUUACCACAACGACAAUGUCACCAACCACCACCACAGCUGCCCCAACAACAACGACAGUGUCACCAAGCACCACCACAGUUGCCCCAACGACAGUGUCACCAACCACAACCACAGCUGCCCCAACGACAGUGUCACCAACCGCCACCACAGCAGUCACAUUGACAGUGUCACCCACCACCACAACGACAGUGCCACCCACCACCACAACGACAGUGCCACCAACCACCACAACAGUUGCUCCAACGACAGUGACACCAACCACUACCACAGCUGCCACAACAACAACAACAGUGUCAUCAACGACCACCACAGCUGCCCCAAAAACAACGACAAUGUCACCAACCACCACCACAGCUGCCCCAACAACAACUACAGUGUCACCAAGCAACACCACAGUUGCCCCAACAACAAUGACAGUGUCACCCACCACCACCACAGUUACCCCAACGACAACGACAAUGUCACAAACCUCCACCACAGCUGCCCCAACAACAACGACAGUAUCACCAAGCACCACCACAGUUGCCCCAACGACAACAACAGUGUCACCAACAACCACAACAGAUGCCCCAACGACAACGACAGUGUCACCAACCACCACCACAGCUGCCCCAACAACAGAGUCAACCACAGCAGCCCCAACGACAACGACAGUGUCACCCACAACCACCACUGUUGCCACAACGACAGCAACAGUGUCACCAACGACCAUCACAGUUGCCCCAACGACCGUGUCACCCACGACCACAACAGUUGCCCCUACGACAACGACAGUGUCACCCAUGACCACAACAGUUGCCCCUACGACAACGACAGUGUCACCCACAACCACAACAGCUGCCCCAACAAUAAAGUCAACCACAUCAAGCCCAAAGACAAUGACAGUGUCACCCACCACCACCACAGUUGCCCCAACGACAGUGUCACCAACCACAACCACAGCUGCCCCAACGACAGUGUCACCAACCGCCACCACACCAGUCACAACGACAGUGUCACCCACCACCACAAUGACAGUGCCACCCACCACCACAACGACAGUGCCACCAACCACCACAACAGUUGCUCCAACGACAGUGACACCAACCACCACCACAGCUGCCACAACAACAACGACAGUGUCACCAACGACCACCACAGCUGCCCCAAAAACAACGACAAUGUCACCCACAACCACCACAGUUGCCACAACAACAAAGUCAACCACAGCAGCCCCAACGACAGUGUCACCGACAACCACCACUGUUGCCACAACGACAACAACAGUGUCACCAACGACCACCACAGUUGCCCCAACGACCAUGUCACCCACGACCACAACAGUUGCCCCUACGACAACGACAGUGUCACCCAUGACCACAACAGUUGCCCCUACGACAAAGACAGUGUCACCCACAACCACAACAGCUGCCCCAACAAUAAAGUCAACCACAUCAAGCCCAACGACAAUGACAGUGUCACCCACCACCACCACAGUUGCCCCAAUGACAGUGUCACCAACCACAACCACAGCUGCCUCAACGACAGUGUCACCAACCGCCACCACAGCAGUCACAACGACAGUGUCACCCACCACCACAACGACAGUGCCACCCACCACCACAACGACAGUGCCACCAACCACCACAACGACAGUGCCACCAACCACCACAACGACAGUGCCACCAACCACCACAACAGUUGCUCCAACGACAGUGACACCAACCACCACCACAGCUGCCACAACAACAACGACAGUGUCACCAACGACCACCACAGAUGCCCCAAAAACAACGACAAUGUCACCAACCACCACCACAGCUGCCCCAACAACAACUACACUGUCACCAAGCACCAACACAGUUGCCCCAACGACAACGACAGUGUCACCCACCACCACCACAGUUACCCCAACGACAAUGUCACCAACCACCACCACAGCUGCCCCAACAACAACGACAGUGUCACCAACAACCACAACAGAUGCCCCAACGACAACGACAGUGUCACCCACCACCACCACAGCUGCCCCAACAACAGAGUCAACCACAGCAGCCCCAACGACAACGACAGUGUCACCCACAACCACCACAGUUGCCACAACAACAAAAUCAACAACAGCAGCCCCAACGACAGUGUCACCGACAACCACCACUGUUGCCACAACGACAACAACAGUGUCACCAACGACCACCACAGUUGCCCCAACAACUGUGUCACCCACGACCACAACAUCCACCACAUCAAGCCCAACGACAAUGACAGUGUCACCCACCACCACCACAGUUGCCCCAACGACAGUGUCACCAACCACAACCACAGCUGCCCCAACGACAGUGUCACCAACCGCCACCACAGCAGUCACAACGACAGUGUCACCCACCACCACAACGAUAGUGCCACCCACCACCACAACGACAGUGCCACCCACCACCACAACGACAGUGCCACCAACCACCACAACAGUUGCUCCAACGACAGUGGCACCAACCACCACCACAGCUGCCACAACAACAACGACAGUGUCACCAACGACAACCACAGCUGCCCCAAAAACAACGACAAUGUCACCAACCACCACCACAGCUGACCCAACAACAACUACAGUGUCACCAAGCACCACCACAGUUGCCCCAACGACAACGACAGUGUCACCCACCACCACCACAGUUACCACAACGACAAUGUCACCAACCACCACCACAGCUGCCCCAACAACAACGACAGUGUCACCAAGCACCACCACAGUUGCCCCAACGACAGUGUCACCAACCACAACCACAGCUGCCCCAACGACAGUGUCACCAACCGCCACCACAGCAGUCACAUUGACAGUGUCACCCACCACCACAACGACAGUGCCACCCACCACCACAACGACAGUGCCACCAACCACCACAACAGUUGCUCCAACGACAGUGACACCAACCACUACCACAGCUGCCACAACAACAACAACAGUGUCAUCAACGACCACCACAGCUGCCCCAGAAACAACGACAAUGUCACCAACCACCACCACAGCUGCCCCAACAUCAACUACAGUGUCACCAAGCAACACCACAGUUGCCCCAACGACAAUGACAGUGUCACCCACCACCACCACAGUUACCCCAACGACAAUGUCACCAACCUCCACCACAGCUGCCCCAACAACAACGACAGCAUCACCAAGCACCACCACAGUUGCCCCAACGACAACAACAGUGUCACCAACAACCACAACAGAUGCCCCAACGACAGUGUCACCAACCACCACCACAGCUGCCCCAACAACAGAGUCAACCACAGCAGCCCCAACGACAACGACAGUGUCACCCACAACCACCACUGUUGCCACAACGACAACAACAGUGUCACCAACGACCAUCACAGUUGCCCCAACGACCGUGUCACCCACGACCACAACAGUUGCCCCUACGACAACGACAGUGUCACCCAUGACCACAACAGUUGCCCCUACGACAACGACAGUGUCACCCACAACCACAACAGCUGCCCCAACAAUAAAGUCAACCACAUCAAGCCCAACAACAACUACAGUGUCACCAAGCAACACCACAGUUGCCCCAACGACAAUGACAGUGUCACCCACCACCACCACAGUUACCCCAACGACAAUGUCACCAACCUUCACCACAGCUGCCCCAACAACAACGACAGUAUCACCAAGCACCACCACAGUUGCCCCAACGACAACAACAGUGUCACCAACAACCACAACAGAUGCCCCAACGACAACGACAGUGUCACCAACCACCACCACAGCUGCCCCAACAACAGAGUCAACCACAGCAGCCCCAACGACAACGACAGUGUCACCCACAACCACCACUGUUGCCACAACGACAACAACAGUGUCACAAACGACCAUCACAGUUGCCCCAACGACCGUGUCACCCACGACCACAACAGUUGCCCCUACGACAACGACAGUGUCACCCAUGACCACAACAGUUGCCCCUACGACAACGACAGUGUCACCCACAACCACAACAGCUGCCCCAACAAUAAAGUCAACCACAUCAAGCCCAAAGACAAUGACAGUGUCACCCACCACCACCACAGUUGCCCCAACGACAGUGUCACCAACCACAACCACAGCUGCCCCAACGACAGUGUCACCAACCGCCACCACACCAGUCACAACGACAGUGUCACCCACCACCACAAUGACAGUGCCACCCACCACCACAACGACAGUGCCACCAACCACCACAACAGUUGCUCCAACGACAGUGACACCAACCACCACCACAGCUGCCACAACAACAACGACAGUGUCACCAACGACCACCACAGCUGCCCCAAAAACAACGACAAUGUCACCCACAACCACCACAGUUGCCACAACAACAAAGUCAACCACAGCAGCCCCAACGACAGUGUCACCGACAACCACCACUGUUGCCACAACGACAACAACAGUGUCACCAACGACCACCACAGUUGCCCCAACGACCAUGUCACCCACGACCACAACAGUUGCCCCUACGACAACGACAGUGUCACCCAUGACCACAACAGUUGCCCCUACGACAAAGACAGUGUCACCCACAACCACAACAGCUGCCCCAACAAUAAAGUCAACCACAUCAAGCCCAACGACAAUGACAGUGUCACCCACCACCACCACAGUUGCCCCAAUGAAAGUGUCACCAACCACAACCACAGCUGCCUCAACGACAGUGUCACCAACCGCCACCACAGCAGUCACAACGACAGUGUCACCCACCACCACAACGACAGUGCCACCCACCACCACAACGACAGUGCCACCAACCACCACAACGACAGUGCCACCAACCACCACAACGACAGUGCCACCAACCACCACAACAGUUGCUCCAACGACAGUGACACCAACCACCACCACAGCUGCCACAACAACAACGACAGUGUCAUCAACGACCACCACAGCUGCCCCAAAAACAACGACAAUGUCACCAACCACCACCACAGCUGCCCCAACAACAACUACAGUGUCACCAAGCACCAACACAGUUGCCCCAACGACAACGACAGUGUCACCCACCACCACCACAGUUACCCCAACGACAAUGUCACCAACCACCACCACAGCUGCCCCAACAACAACGACAGUGUCACCAAGCACCACCACAGUUGCCCCAACGACAACAACAGUGUCACCAACAACCACAACAGAUGCCCCAACGACAACGACAGUGUCACCCACCACCACCACAGCUGCCCCAACAACAGAGUCAACCACAGCAGCCCCAACGACAACGACAGUGUCACCCACAACCACCACAGUUGCCACAACAACAAAAUCAACAACAGCAGCCCCAACGACAGUGUCACCGACAACCACCACUGUUGCCACAACGACAACAACAGUGUCACCAACGACCACCACAGUUGCCCCAACAACUGUGUCACCCACGACCACAACAGUUGCCCCUACGACAACGACAGUGUCACCCACAACCACAACAGCUGCCCCAACAAUAAAGUCCACCACAUCAAGCCCAACGACAAUGACAGUGUCACCCACCACCACCACAGUUGCCCCAACGACAGUGUCACCAACCACAACCACAGCUGCCCCAACUACAGUGUCACCAACCGCCACCACAGCAGUCACAACGACAGUGUCACCCACCACCACAACGAUAGUGCCACCCACCACCACAACGACAGUGCCACCCACCACCACAACGACAGUGCCACCAACCACCACAACAGUUGCUCCAACGACAGUGACACCAACCACCACCACAGCUGCCACAACAACAACGACAGUGUCACCAACGACAACCACAGCUGCCCCAAAAACAACGACAAUGUCACCAACCACCACCACAGCUGACCCAACAACAACUACAGUGUCACCAAGCACCACCACAGUUGCCCCAACGACAACGACAGUGUCACCCACCACCACCACAGUUACCACAACGACAAUGUCACCAACCACCACCACAGCUGCCCCAACAACAACGACAGUGUCACCAAGCACCACCACAGUUGCCCCAAUGACAGUGUCACCAACCACAACCACAGCUGCCCCAACGACAGUGUCACCAACCGCCACCACAGCAGUCUCAUUGACAGUGUCACCCACCACCACAACGACAGUGCCACCCACCACCACAACGACAGUGCCACCAACCACCACAACAGUUGCUCCAACGACAGUGACACCAACCACUACCACAGCUGCCACAACAACAACAACAGUGUCAUCAACGACCACCACAGCUGCCCCAGAAACAACGACAAUGUCACCAACCACCACCACAGCUGCCCCAACAACAACUACAGUGUCACCAAGCAACACCACAGUUGCCCCAACGACAAUGACAGUGUCACCCACCACCACCACAGUUACCCCAACGACAACGACAAUGUCACCAACCUCCACCACAGCUGCCCCAACAACAACGACAGUAUCACCAAGCACCACCACAGUUGCCCCAACGACAACAACAGUGUCACCAACAACCACAACAGAUGCCCCAACGACAGUGUCACCAACCACCACCACAGCUGCCCCAACAACAGAGUCAACCACAGCAGCCCCAACGACAACGACAGUGUCACCCACAACCACCACUGUUGCCACAACGACAACAACAGUGUCACCAACGACCAUCACAGUUGCCCCAACGACCGUGUCACCCACGACCACAACAGUUGCCCCUACGACAACGACAGUGUCACCCAUGACCACAACAGUUGCCCCUACGACAACGACAGUGUCACCCACAACCACAACAGCUGCCCCAACAAUAAAGUCAACCACAUCAAGCCCAACGACAAUGACAGUGUCACCCACCACCACCACAGUUGCCCCAACGACAGUGUCACCAACCACAACCACAGCUGCCCCAACGACAGUGUCACCAACCGCCACCACACCAGUCACAACGACAGUGUCACCCACCACCACAAUGACAGUGCCACCCACCACCACAACGACAGUGCCACCAACCACCACAACAGUUGCUCCAACGACAGUGACACCAACCACCACCACAGCUGCCACAACAACAACGACAGUGUCACCAACGACCACCACAGCUGCCCCAAAAACAACGACAAUGUCACCAACCACCACCACAGCUGCCCCAACAAUAACUACAGUGUCACCAAGCACCACCACAGUUGCCCCAACGACAAGCACAGUGUCACCCACAACCACCACAGUUGCCACAACAACAAAGUCAACCACAGCAGCCCCAACGACAGUGUCACCGACAACCACCACUGUUGCCACAACGACAACAACAGUGUCACCAACGACCACCACAGUUGCCCCAACGACCGUGUCACUCACGACCACAACAGUUGCCCCUACGACAACGACAGUGUCACCCAUGACCACAACAGUUGCCCCUACGACAACGCCAGUGUCACCCACAACCACAACAGCUGCCCCAACAAUAAAGUCAACCACAUCAAGCCCAACGACAAUGACAGUGUCACCCACCACCACCACAGUUGCCCCAAUGACAGUGUCACCAACCACAACCACAGCUGCCCCAACGACAGUGUCACCAACCGCCACCACAGCAGUCACAACGACAGUGUCACCCACCACCACAACGACAGUGCCACCCACCACCACAACGACAGUGCCACCAACCACCACAACGACAGUGCCACCAACCACCACAACGACAGUGCCACCAACCACCACAACAGUUGCUCCAACAACAACGACAGUGUCAUCAACGACCACCACAGCUGCCCCAAAAACAACGACAAUGUCACCAACCACCACCACAGCUGCCCCAACAACAACUACAGUGUCACCAAGCACCAACACAGUUGCCCCACCGACAACGACAGUGUCACCCACCACCACCACAGUUACCCCAACGACAACGACAAUGUCACCAACCACCACCACAGCUGCCCCAACAACAACGACAGUGUCACCAAGCACCACCACAGUUGCCCCAACGACAACAACAGUGUCACCAACAACCACAACAGAUGCCCCAACGACAACGACAGUGUCACCCACCACCACCACAGCUGCCCCAACAACAGAGUCGACCACAGCAGCCCCAACGACAACGACAGUGUCACCCACAACCACCACAGUUGCCACAACAACAAAGUCAACAACAGCAGCCCCAACGACAGUGUCACCGACAACCACCACUGUUGCCACAACGACAACAACAGUGUCACCAACGACCACCACAGUUGCCCCAACGACCGUGUCACGCACGACCACAACAGUUGCCCCUACGACAACGACAGUGUCACCCAUGACCACAACAGUUGCCCCUACGACAACGAUAGUGUCACCCACAACCACAACAGCUGCCCCAACAAUAAAGUCAACCACAUCAAGCCCAACGACAAUGACAGUGUCACCCACCACCAUCACAGUUGCCCCAACGACAGUGUCACCAACCACAACCACAGCUGCCCCAACGACAGUGUCACCAACCGCCACCACACCAGUCACAACGACAGUGUCACCCUCCACCACAAGGACAGUGCCACCCACCACCACAACGACAGUGCCACCAACCACCACAACAGUUGCUCCAACGACAGUGACACCAACCACCACCACAGCUGCCACAACAACAACGACAGUGUCACCAACGACAACCACAGCUGCCCCAAAAACAACGACAAUGUCACCAACCACCACCACAGCUGCCCCAACAACAACUACAGUGUCACCAAGCACCACCACAGUUGCCCCAACGACAACGACAGUGUCACCCACCACCACCACAGUUACCCCAACGACAACGACAAUGUCACCAACCACCACCACAGCUGCCCCAACAACAACGACAGUGUCACCAAGCACCACCACAGUUGCCCCAACGACAGAGUCAACCACCACAAUAGUUGCCACAACGACAGUGUCACCAACCACCACAACAGCUGCCCCAACGACAGAGUCAACCACCACAACAGUUGCCCCAACGACAACGACAGUGUCACCAGCCACCACCACAGCAGCCCCAACAACAACGAUAGUGUCACCCACCACCACAAUAGUUUCCCCAACGACAACCACAGUGUCACCAACCCCAACUACAGUGUCACCAACCACCACAACAGCUGCCCCAACCACCACCACAGUUGCAUCAACGACAGGGUCACAAACCACCACAACAGCUGCCCCAACGACAACGACAGUGUCACCCACAACUGCCCCAACGUAUGAGUCAACUACCACAACAGUUGCCCAAACAACAACAACAGUGUCACCAACCACCACAACAGUUGCCCCAACUACAACGACAGUGUCACCAACCACCACCACAGCAGCCACAACAACAGUGUCACCCACCACCACCACAGUUGCCCUAACGACAGUGUCACCCACCACCCCCACAGUUUCCCCAACAACAACGACAUUGUCACCAACCACCACCACAGCAGCCCUAAUGACAACGACAGUGUCACCCACCACCACCACAGUUGCCCUGACGACAAUGACAUUGUCACCAACCACCACAACAGUUGCGACAACAACAGUGUCACCCACCACCACCACCACUGUUGCUACAACGACAGAGUCAAUCACCACCACAACAGUUGUCCCUACAACAACGACUGUGUCACACACCACCACCACAGCAGCCCCAAUGACAACGAUAGUGUCACCCACCACCACUAUAGUUGCCCCACCGACAACGACAGUGUCACCAACCACAACCACAGUUGCACCAACAACAAAGACAGUGUCACCAACCACCAACACAGCUGCCCCAAUUGCAGAGUCAACCACUACAACAGUUGCCCCAAUGACAGUGUCCCCAACCACAGCUUCCCCAACGACAGAGUCAACCACCACAACAGUUGCUCCAACGACAACAACAGAGCCACCGACCAGAACCACAGCUCCACCAAUGACAACAAUAGAGCCACCGACCACCAACACAACUCCACCAACGACAAUGCCAAUGACACAGACACGGGUGACUGCCUCCACCACCGCUGUCCCAACAACAAAGUCUGCUGUCUCAACGACUCAGCUAACGACACAGACACGGGUGACAGCCUCCACCAUCGCUGUCCCAACAACAGAGUCUGCUGUCUCAACGAAAACGCCAAUGACACAGACAGAGAUGACGCUCUCCACCAUCUAUGUCCCAACAACAGAUUCUGCUGUCUCAACGACACUGCCAACAACACAGACACAGGUGACAGCCUCCACCACCGCUGUCCCAACAACAGAGUCUGCUGUCUCAACAAAAACGCCAAUGACACAAACACAGGUGACGCUCUCCACCAUCUAUGUCCCAACAACAGAUUCUGCUAUCUCAACAACACUGCCAACGACACAGACACAGGUGACAGCCUCCACCACCGCUUUCCCAACAACAAAGUCUGCCGUCUCAACGACACAGGCCGCCACCACCCCUGCUUUCCCAACAACAACGCCAAUGACACAGACACAAGUGACGGGCUCCACCACCGCUUUCCCAACAACAGAAUCUGCUGUCUCAACGACACUGCCAACGACACAGACACAGGUGACGGCCUCCACCACCGCUUUCCCAACAACAAAAUCUGUUGUCACAACAAAAACUCCAAUGACACAGACACAGGUGACAGCCUCCACCAUCUAUGUCCCAACAACAAAGUCUGCUGUCUCAACGACACAGUCCGCAACCACCCCUGCUUUCCCAACAACAACGCCAAUGACACUGACACAGGUGACGGCCUCCACCACCGCUGUCCCAACAACAGAAUCUGCUGUCUCAAUGACACUGCCACAGACACAGGUGACGGCCUCCACCACCGCUUUCCCAACAACAAAAUCUGUUGUCACAACGAAAACGCCAAUGACACAGACACAGGUGACAGCCUCCACCAUCUAUGUCCCAACAACAAAGUCUGCUGUCUCAACGACACAGUCCGCAACCACCCCUGCUUUUCCAACGAAAACGCCAAUGACACAGACACAGGUGACGGCCUCCACCAUCUAUGUCCCAACAACAGAGUCUGCUGUCUUAACAACACAGGCCACCACCACCCCCGCUGUCCCAACAACAACGCCAAUGACACAGACACAGGUGACGGCCUCCACCAUCUAUGUCCCAACAACAAAGUCUGCUGUCUCAACGACACAGGCCGCCACCACCCCUGCUUUCCCAACUACAACGCCAAUGACACAGACACAGGUGAUGGUCUCCACUACCGCUUUCCCAACAACAAAGUAUGUAGUCACAACGAAAACGCCAAUGACACAGACACAGGUGACGGCCUCCACCAUCUAUGUCCCAACAACAGAGUCUGCUGUCUCAAUGACACAGGCCGCCACCCCCGCUGUCCCAACAACAACACCAAUGACACAGACGACGGCGUCCACCACCGCUGUCCCAACAACAGAGUAUGCUGUCUCAACGAUACACCCAAUGACACAGCCACAGACAACGGCCACCACCACUCCCACUGUCACAACGACAGCACCAACGACACAGGCAACGUCCGCCACCACCCAGCCUAGGACAACAGAGUCACUGACCUACAACAGCAUAACUGCCCCAAUUACAACAACAACAGUGUUACAGACCACCACCACAGCUGCCCCGACGACAACAACAAAGUCACCGACCACCAUCACAGUUGCCCCAAUGACAACAACAGCACAGCCAACGAAAUCAACAGAGUCACCUACCACCACCAUCCCAAUGACACCACCACCACAGCUGCCAACAACAACAGAUUCACUGACCACCACCACUGUUGUACCAACAACAACAGAGCCACCAACCACCACCAUCCCAAUGACACCACCACCACAGCUGCCAACAACAGAUUCACUGAACACCACCACUGUUGUAGUUACAACAACACAACAGAAAACAACAACAACAGAGCCACCAACCACCACUGCUGUUCCAACAACAAACUGAGAUCCAUCUUGACCAGAUAUCAAUAACCACCAAUGUCAAUUUAAUCAGCUUAUCUUCUUUCCAUCCCAUAUCCGUUUUCAAAUCAAAAAUGGCAAUGAAAUAAACAAAUCGUAUUUUCAUUUAUUGUUUCCAUUCAUAAAAUGAAAAAAUGAAAGGCUGCUUUAUUUUUCUAUUUUUUUAACUAAGGAGCUACCUUUUCUCACCACAUUUGCAAACGUUAAUGGUGGUGGGAGCAAAGACACGAAAAAACAUAACAUUAACCAGUAUUUACACAAUCAUGGGGAAGACUGCUGACUUGACAGUUGCCCAAAAGAUGACCAUUGACACCUUGUGUCCAAGCAAAUUAAUAAAGAGGCAAUGGGAAGGAAAAGAUGAUGUAGAUAAAAAGUGAACAAGCAAUAGGAAUAACUGCACCCUGGAGAGGAUUGUCAAACAAAACCCAUUAAAAAAUGUUGGGGAGAAUAAGAAAGAAAAUCUAUGGGCUAUUGUGAAGAGGAAGAUGCAAUAUGCCAGACCCAACAAUGCAGAAAAGCUAAAGACCACUUUCAGAGCAACCUGGGCUCUCAUAACACCUGAGCAGUGCCACAAACUGAUCGACUCCAUGCCACGCCGCAUUACUGCAGUAAUUCAGGCAAAGUGAGCCCCAACUAAGUAUUGAGUGCUGUACAUGGUCAUACUUUUCAUGUUCAUACUUUUCUGUUGGCCCAGAUUUCUAAAAAUCCUUUCUUUAGAUUGCUCCUAAGUAAUAUUCUAAUUUUCUGAUAUACUGAAUUUGGGAUUUUCCUUAGUUGUCAGCUAUAAUCAUCAAAAUUAAAAUAAAUAAACAUUCAAAAUAUAUCAGUCUGUGUGUAAUGACUGAAUAUAAUAUACAAGUUUCACUUUUUGAAUGGAAUUAGUAAAAUAAAUCAACUUUUUGAUAUUCUAAUUAAUUGACCAGCGCCUGUAUGUAUUUUCUGUUUGAGUGAGACAAAUAAAGUAAAACCUCUAGAUCUCGCUUUAUAUAUAUUUUACAUUGUUAUGGCUACCCACACAAAAUUCCUGACAGCAUACCAUCAUUUUAAUGAUCAGUUGUAAUUUAAAAGUUUUAGUUAAAAUUAAAAUAGAAUAUAAUUCUGGCUAACAAUAAUUUCAUUAUGACAUCAAAGCUUUCAUUAUGACAUAAUGGUAAUUGUGUGGUUGUCUUUUUGCAGUUAAGGUAAAUCCUUAUUACUUUUUUCUAAAAAUAAGUGAACUUAUCUGUUAAAACGCAUACAGUAUCAAUAAAUUGUGAUGCCAUUGCCAGGAGAUAAAACUACAGGUUUUAAAAAAGUUCUGCAUGGCUCACAAUCCUCCAAAAUCUCUAUAGUGAAAAAUCUUUAGUGCAUUUAAAACUGUCCUCUUAUUCGUUUGAAAUUAGAGGGUUGAAAAAUGUAUAAACAUUUGAUCACAACUGACCCAAAAUGUGGAUUCAGUAAAUAUUGUAAUUAUUAGAGCAGGCCAUUUUCUAUACAUUCUGUUAUCUUGGUAACCUUUUAUCUUAUUCGUUUUAUGUCUGUAUAAUUUUACUAUUCAUGUGUGCAUGGUUCUUUACUUACAUGAAAAUGUUUUCGCUUCUCCUGUGCCUGUAGUUUGUGCCGCGCUUCUCCUGUGCGGCUGUGCCAGUAGUUUGUUCUCGGUGCUUUAUUGAGGAGUUGGCGAAGUGACAUCCGCAGCCAGUGAAGCAGCAUCACACAUCUGUUAAAUCAUUCAUGUUUGCGUUUGUUCCUCUUGCACGUGUCUGAUCGGUAUCUUACAAAUGUGCACAUGUAUGUUAUUUUCACUAGGUGGCACUACACGACCUGAACAUGCAGUAAUUGUAAAAAAAAUUCUAUUCACAAAUACAUUGGAAAGAGAUGAAUUUUCAUUUGGACAAGCUGUAGCACUAUUUGGAGUAAUGCGUUUAAAAAUGUUUAAGAAAGCAUACAUUAUUUUAUGGUUUUCGCUUUGUGAUAGAUUAAAUGCACAAACAGAAUGUGUGUGUCGUGUGUGUUUGCUUGCGUGUUGGUAUUUGGUACGUGAUAUCUUGUUACCUGAGGUUAAUACGAUUUUUGUUUACUUUUCACCUAUGUACUACUUUCUUUCAUCCGUAAAUGUUUCAACAUUCUGUUACAUGACAGAUAAACAUUACUUUAAUAUAUUACUGAUUUCCCCAUAUGGCUUAUUUCUAAAUAUGCA
Molecule: messenger RNA, 24223 nt
Organism: Paramisgurnus dabryanus
Lineage: Eukaryota; Metazoa; Chordata; Actinopteri; Cypriniformes; Cobitidae
Source: RefSeq, a predicted model, not a curated record